AUGACACACCAAGGCGUGACACCAAGACAUGACAUGCCAAAACAUGACACACCAAGACAUGAUAAACCAACACAUGAUACACCAAGACGUGACACACCAAGUUAUGACACACCAAGAUAUGACACACCAAGACAUGACACACCAAGAUAUGACACACCAAGACGUGACACACCAAUUUAUGACACACCAAGUUAUGACACACCAAGACAUGACACACCAAGUUAUGACACACCAAGACGUGACACACCAAUUUAUAACACACCAAGAUAUGACGCACCAAGACAUGAUACACCAAGACGUGACACACCAAGUUAUGACACACCAAGACAUGACGCACCAAGACGUGACAGUCUAGCUCUAUGA
Biomphalaria glabrata is the source of this 363-nucleotide messenger RNA. RefSeq lists its product as uncharacterized. The record is from RefSeq and is a predicted model, not a curated record. The transcript has a single exon. The coding region runs from base 1 to 363 and encodes 120 amino acids. NCBI's taxonomy places the organism in Eukaryota, Metazoa, Mollusca, Gastropoda, Planorbidae.